This is a messenger RNA of Rotaria sordida, 375 nucleotides long. Lineage: Eukaryota; Metazoa; Rotifera; Eurotatoria; Philodinida; Philodinidae. The record is from the annotation of a GenBank genome assembly.
AUGCUCAUAGCAUCAAGUGAAUAUAUACGCUCAAAACAUCAUCGUGGCCAUUGGUAUAAUAAAGAACAUCGUCCUUCUAUUGAUGAUUAUGGGGGUAAUCGUCAUAAAGCAAUGAUCGAAUUACAAGAACAUUUAGGUCGACCUGGAACAAUGGCAAAUGAAAUCGAACAUUUAAUGGGUCCACCAACUAAAAUUCUUGAUCAGCCUGAUGCAACUCUUUUAGCUGCACUCAAACGUAAUAAUGAAAAUUAUAAAUAUCCUGAUGAUGCUAAAAUCUGGAUCUAUGAAUGGCGUGGUAAUCAUGAUUAUGUUUAUUUUCUUAUAUCAAAAGACAAGAAAGUUAUUCAAUCAGCUUGGUAUUACUCAUUUGAAUAA